Molecule: messenger RNA, 1927 nt
Organism: Hippopotamus amphibius kiboko
Lineage: Eukaryota; Metazoa; Chordata; Mammalia; Artiodactyla; Hippopotamidae
Gene: TEDC2
Product: tubulin epsilon and delta complex 2
Exons: 9
Coding region: 42-1502 (486 amino acids)
Source: RefSeq, a predicted model, not a curated record
UUUCCGGCGGCGGCAGCAAGCGAAGAGUUGCUGCCAGCUUCAUGUUGCCCGCCGGCAGCGUGCGCCGGCUGGCGGCCGAGCUGUGGGACGCCCUGGAUUCCUGCGCUGAGCAACAGCGGCAGCUGGAGCGGAGCCUGCGAGUCUCCCGGCGGCUGCUGCGUGCCUGGGAACCAGCCGAGACCCCGGCUUCGGAACCAACCCCAGGACCAGGAGCUAAUGAAGAGGCCCCUUCUGCAGCAUGCACACCCAGCCCCCAAGACCUCAAGGAGCUGGAGCUUCUGACCCAGGCACUGGAGAAGGCUGUACGGGUGCGAAAAGGCAUCUCAAAGGCUGGCGAAGGAGACAAGGCCCCCAUCCUGAAGCCUGGGUCCAUUGCUACUUCCCCUGCCACCAGAGCUUCUGCCCGACUCAGCACCUCACGUGGGGCUGGCAGCCAUGCAGCUGAGACAAAGCCCCCCAGGGGCAUGCGCUAUACCAGGGUGCCUGCAAAGGAUCUCCCCCAGCGCAGGCUUCUGUCAGUGGGGGAUGGGGCCUGUAUGGGGAAAGGGGCCACCAAGCCUGAACCAGGCCUCAGGGACCAACAAAUAGUCCCAUCGGCUGCUUCUCGGGCCCCAGAAGCUUUUACACUCAAGGAUAAGGGGAUCCUGCUGCAGCUGCCCGAGGUAUUCAGGAAAGCAGCUUCCCGAAAUUCCUGCCUGUGGGCCCAGCUCAGCUCUACACAGACCAGUGAUUCUGUGGAUGCUGCUACCACCGCCAAAACCCAGUUCCUCCAGAAAAUGCAGACAACCGUAUCCUUGAGGGGCUUGGGGGGCUGGAGGACAGAGGUUCUGGCUCUAAACCUGGUGAGUUUGAGGAGGAGCAACUCCAGGGAGAGCCACUGCAGGACCCAGCCCUUGGGGAAAGCGGAGGGGCCUGGCUACAGGGGAAUUUCCCUGACCUGCAUGCAGUCAGGCUGGCCCGGCUCCAGGCUCAGCGUCGCCGAGGUGGAGGUGGAGGUGGGGCGCCUGCAGAAGGCCUGCUCGCUGCUAAGACUUCGAAUGGGGGAAGAGCUCACGGCAGACCCCAAGGACUGGAUGCAGGAGUACCGCUGCCUGCUUACCCUGGAGGGCCUGCAGGCCAUCGUGGGGCAGUAUCUCCACAGGCUGCAGGAUCUGCGCACAGCAGUGGUGGAACAGCAGCUGGGGCCAUGGCCUGAGGGGAGACUCCCCAGGGCCUCCUCGCCCUGUGCAGGAGGAGCAGACCCCAUUUGGAGCCCCCAGUUGCUUCUCUACUCCAGUACCCAGGAGCUGAAAACCCUGGCAGCCCUCAGGCUGCGGGUGGCCAUGCUGCACCAGCAGAUCCACCUGGAAAAGGUCCUGAUGGGCGAACUCCUCCCCCUGGUGAGCAAGCAGGAGCCGCUGGGGCCACCCUGGCUAGCACUGUGCCGGGCUGUGUACAGCCUGCUCUGCGAGGGAGGUCAGCGCUUCCUCACCAUCCUUCGGGAAGAAGAGCCUGCUAACUGAGCCCUUCCCGCAGCCAGGCGGCCAGGCCCACCCCUAGUCCCCCAGAACCCUGUGGCAAAGGCAGGCUGGCUCUGCGCCCCCAGCCUGAAUGUCGGCAAGAGACCCCCCUUCCCUAGGCAGAAUUAAAUGAACGGGUAUUGAGGGGAUUUUUGUUGGUGUGGUGAGCCAGGGGGCCCAGAGAUGCCUGUACCCCCUUGGGAAACCAGGUUUCCAAGGGGCGGGACUGCCCCUUGGCUCUUCCUCGGGAACUUAGGGCCUUUCUCACAGCUGCUAAACCUGCUGGUCAGGGCUCAGCUUGGCUUGGCUUGGCCGUCCAGAAGCUCAGGAGACCAGAGGCUGGUGGCAGCUUUUCUUAGCUACCUCUGUUAUCUUUUGCUUUACACUUAAAAGCCACUUGUGUGACAUUAAAACUACUUUGGAAAGUA